AUGAAUGGCAAAGUAAAGAGUUCCCUUAACAAUCCACUCCGUGUUCGCUGCAUACUCUAUGGCCUGACUGAAGGUUGGUCCGUCAACCAAUCGUGCCUGCUUGUUCCGGUCAGCCACUACGUCCAACAAGCGUCUAAUGACAUGAUUGGUAACAAGCCCAAUGAAUUUUACUCUCGCCCGAUGAAGCCAUUCUUGAAUGGGAACAAUGCUCAGUCCAAUGGUGCAACAGAUUUACUUGACCUUCGUGUGACCUUUUCGAGAGACCGCGCCUUCUCCUUGACCCCUGGGGUCGCUGAUCUCUCACGCACGGAUGUUCGCGGCAGAUGCUCUUCCGUCGUCCUGCCAAUGCGAAAGCUCAUUUUACCUGGUAGCCUAUAG
Molecule: messenger RNA, 378 nt
Organism: Protopolystoma xenopodis
Lineage: Eukaryota; Metazoa; Platyhelminthes; Monogenea; Polystomatidea; Polystomatidae
Source: the annotation of a GenBank genome assembly